GCAGGAGGCCAGAGGCCAGCGCCAGCGGCAUACCACAACGAUCGUUCCCUGCCAAGACCUUGCACCAACCUGCAGGCUCGGGCGGGGCCAGGCACCCGCAAAGAUGGCGAGUUCCUCUCAGCAGGCCCCUGGGCUGACUGCCCUGGAGCGGCAGCGCCUGCUCCUGCGCAGCUCGCUGAAGAUGGCCGUCAUGUGCGACAACCCGCGGCCGUGCCGCUACGGCGACCGCUGCAUGUUUGCGCACAGCGUGGAGGAGGUGCGCGUGCUGCGCGCCACCCGGGAGGCGGAGCGGCCCAAGGAGGGCGAGGCUGUGGCCACCCCCGGCCGCUCGCAGGAGUUUGCACCCUCCUCCGCAGGGGUGCCCCGCCCCGCCGCCUUUGCCUCCUCAGCCACCUUCACCUACACCCCGGCCCGGCUCCAGGGGAAGCGGGACUGGGACAGCGGCGGCAGCCGCGGCUACUGCCACCCCUCCAAGUACAAGACCGCAAUCUGCGCCCACUGGGAGCGCUUCGGGGACUGCAGGCACGGCGCCACCUGCAACUUUGCCCACGGCGAGGCGGAGAUCAGGCGCUACACCGCCGGCCAGUCGUCCUACCGCGCACGCCACCACUACGUCGGCGGCCAGGCGGCGGGCCGCAGCUGCAGCGGCGCCAACGGGGGCCUCAGCGGGUACACAAGCGAGGCGGAGGCUGAGGGGCAGGAGGAUUCCUGCCCGCCGCUCAUGGCCGCGGCCUACCCUCAGGAGUAUGCGCUGCAGCGGAGCCGCAACGCGCAGCGGCACACGGACGAGCUGCAGCGCAGGCUGUCGGCGGCUGCCGCGGCGGCGCAGGGCGCGGGCGCGGCGGCGCAGGGCGCGCCGCCGCCCGGCGCGCCGCCGCCGCAGCUGGAGGACUCGGAGCAGUUCCCGGCACUGGGGCGCGGGGCCGGCGGGGCCGGCGCGGCCGCGGCCGCGCCUGCGGCGCCCGCCGCGCCGCAGCACAGCCGCCAGGCCAGCCAGACGGGCAGCGAGGAGCCGGCGGCCGGGCUCAGCAAGCGCAUGAGCCAGGAAUGGGAGGGCAGCUCCACCACCUCCUCCGCCCCCACCACCGUCUGCAUCGGCGAGCCGGGGCUGCAGCGGGCGCCCAGCAGCAGCGGCGCCAGCCGUGCGGGCAGCGUGCACAGCGUGGGCGCCGAGUCCGAGGAUGGCGACGCCGGACACGGCGCGCACGCCGCGCCACCCAGCGCGCCGCCCAGCUGCGCCGGCAGCCCCGCCAAGCGGGCGAUGGCGGCGCGGGCGCCUGCGCCCGCGCGGGGCGAGGCGGCUGCCGCGCCGGCACCGGCGCCGGAUGCCCCGCUGGAGAAGGCUGGCAGCUGGGCCGACAUGGACGAGGAGGAGGAGUUUGAGGAGGGGCAGCAGCAGGCGCAGCAGCCGGAGCAGGAGGAGGCUGCUGAGCAGCAGGAGGAGGCGGAGGUGGAGGAGCGGCGGCAGGAGGCUGCGGCGGAGCCGGUAGUUGUCGCCGCCGCCAAGCCCGCCGCAGCGGCUUCCAAGCCCAUCCUGGUGCCGACGGUCGUGUUUGUGGAUGCAGCCGCCUCGCCUCCCGCGCCCGCCACGCUGUGCCCGCUGGAAGUGAUGCACGUGGCGGCGCCGCCCGCCGCGCCUGCCCGCCCAGCGCCCCACCCGGCGGCUGCGCAGGCCGCGCCAGCCCCCAUCCCGGUGCCCGUGCCAGCCCACUCUGCUCCGGCCUUGGGCGUGCCGGCACCCAAUGCAGUGAUGCCCCUGCCGCCGCCUGGCUUUGGCAGGGCGCCGCCGCCGCCACCGCGCCACGCAGCCUACCAGCCUGCCAUGCCUGCGGCGGCAGGCGGCGGGGCUCCCCCGGCGCCGCAGCACGCCACCCCGCCCGCCCAGGCAGCCUUCAUGCAGCGCAUGGCGGCUGCCGCCGGCGGCGUGGACCUGUCGCUUGUGCCCGCAUUCAUGUGCCCCCUGACAGGCCGCCCCUUCACCCAUCCAGUUGUGGCAGCUGACGGCAUCACUUAUGAGAAGGAAGUGAUCACAGACUGGCUGCAGAACAAGGAGGUGUCCCCCAUCACCGGCAAGCAGCUGUCGCACCGCCUGCUGCUGCCCAAUGACUGCGUGCGGGCCGCCAUGGGCCAGGUGGCGGAGCUGAUCCGCGCCAUGGUCAGCUGA
Messenger RNA from Chlorella variabilis, 2164 nucleotides. RefSeq lists its product as hypothetical. Lineage: Eukaryota; Viridiplantae; Chlorophyta; Trebouxiophyceae; Chlorellales; Chlorellaceae. The record is from RefSeq and is a predicted model, not a curated record. Gene Ontology annotation, molecular function: ubiquitin-protein transferase activity; metal ion binding. Gene Ontology annotation, biological process: protein ubiquitination. The transcript is spliced from 9 exons. The coding region runs from base 104 to 2164 and encodes 686 amino acids.